Chionomys nivalis (European snow vole) is the source of this 3817-nucleotide messenger RNA. It is a transcript of the gene Hmmr, whose product is annotated as hyaluronan mediated motility receptor. The record is from RefSeq and is a predicted model, not a curated record. Gene Ontology annotation, molecular function: hyaluronic acid binding. Lineage: Eukaryota; Metazoa; Chordata; Mammalia; Rodentia; Cricetidae. The transcript has 18 exons. Gene Ontology annotation, cellular component: membrane. The coding region runs from base 84 to 2225 and encodes 713 amino acids.
CGGGGAAGCUGGGGUGAAUUUGAAUCCCGGCGAGCGGACAGUUGCAGAGGCGUUUGGUGGCCGCGGCGGAUCCGGCUGUCAGAAUGUCUUUUCCUAAGGCUCCCCUGAAAAGAUUCAAUGACCCUUCGGGUUGUGCUCCAUCCCCAGGUGCCUAUGAUGUUAAAACUGCAGAAGUAUCUAAAGGACCAGUGUCUUUUCAGAAAUCACAAAGAUUUAAAAACCAAAAAGAAUCUCAACAAAAUCUUAAUGUUGACAAAGAUACUACCUUGCUUGCUUCAUCUAAGAAAGGAAAGACAUUGGUUUCAAAGAAGGAGCCUCAGAAAAAUGAUAAAGAUUUGAAGAGAUUAGAGAAAGAGAUCCGUGUUCUUUUGCAGGAGCGAGGUGCUCAGGACAAACGGAUCCAGGAUAUGGAAUCUGAGUUGGAGAAGACAGAAGCAAAGCUAAAUGUAGCACUCAGAGAGAAAACAUCUCUUUCUGCAAAUAAUGCUUCGCUGGAAAAAAGGCUUAUUGAGCUAACCAGGGCCAACGAGCUACUCAAAUCUAAGUUUUCUGAAGAUGCUCACCAAAAGAGUAUGAGAGCUCUAAGCCUGGAGUUGAUGAAACUUAGAAAUAAAAGAGAAACAAAGAUGAGGAGUAUGAUGGCUAAACAUGAAGGCAUGGAGCUGAAGCUGCAGGCCACUCAGAGGGACCUUGUGGAGUCUCAGGGGAAAAUAGUCCAACUGGAGGGAAAACUUGUUUCCAUAGAGAAAGAACAGAUUGAUGAAAAAUCUGAAACAGAGAAACUCUUAGAAUACAUCGAAGAAAUUAGUUGUGCAUCUGAUCAAGUGGAAAAAUAUAAACUUGAUAUUGCCCAGUUAGAAGAAGAUCUGAAAGAGAAGGAUCGUGAGAUUUUAAGUCUUCAGAGGUCUCUCGAGGAAACCCUCACAUUUUCUAAGCAAAUAGAAGACCUGACUGUUAAAUGCCAGCUGCUUGAAACGGAAAGAGACGAUCUUGUCAACAAGGACAGAGAAAGGGCUGAAAGUCUCAGUGCUGAGAUACAGAUUGUAACAGAGAAGCUUGUUCUGGAAAAACAAGAAUAUGAAAAGCUGCAACAAAAAGAAUUGCAAAUAGAGUCACUUCUACAGCAAGAGAAGGAAUUGUCUGCUAGUCUUCAGCAGCAUCUCUGCUCAUUUCAAGAGGAAAUGACUUCAGAGAAGAAUGUCAUUAGAGAAGAGCUAAAACUUGCCCUGGAGGAGUUGGAUGCAGUCCAGCAGAAGGAGGAACAGAGUGAAAGACUGGUCAGACAGCUGGAAGAGGAGACAAAGUCGACUGCCGAACAACUGAGCCGGCUAGAGGAGCUGCUGAGAGAGAAAGAAGUUGAGCUUGAGAAAAGUAAUGCUGCUCACAUCCAUGCAACCAUGACUUUACAAGAGAGGUAUAAUGAUACAGUGCAAGAUCUUAAAGACAUUACUGCUCAGUUGGAAAGCUAUAAAACAUCGACCCUUAAAGAAAUGGAAGAGCUGAAGCUGGAGAACGUGGCUCUACAGGAAAGAGUAGCCAUGGCUGAGAAGAAUGUGGAAGAGGUUCAGCAUCAGAUAUUGACAGCUGAGAACACAAAUCAAGAAUACGCAAGGAUGCUUCUAGAUCUGCAGAACAGAUCAACAUUGAAAGAAGCAGAAAUUAAAGAAAUCACAGUUUCAUCUCUUAAGAAAAUAACUGAUUUGCAAAAUCAACUCAGACAACAGGAUGAAGACUUUAAGAAACAACUCGAAGAGGAAGAGACAAGAAAAGCAGAGAAAGAAGAUGCAGUGGCAGAGUUAACUGUGGAAAGUAAUAAAUGGCGGCUCCUUUAUGAAGAACUUUAUAACAAGACUAAACCUUUUCAGGAACAACUGGAUGCCUUUGAAGCAGAGAGGCAGGCAUUGUUGAAUGAACGUGGUGCAACUCAGGAACAGCUAAAUAAAAUCAGAGAUUCCUAUGCAGAGCUCCUGGGUCACCAGAAUCUAAAGCAAAAAAUCAAGCAUGUUGUGAAAUUGAAAGACGAAAAUAGCCAACUCAAAUCGGAGGUGUCAAAACUCCGAUCUCAGCUUUUUAAAAGGAAACAAAAUGAACUCAGACUUCAGGGAGAGUUGAAUAAAGCUUUGGGCAUCAAACACUUUGACCCUGCCAAGGCUUUUCACCAUGAAUGUAAAGAGAAUUUUGUCCUCAAGACCCCAUUAAAAGAAGGCGACACAAACUGCUGCUGAAUUCUGAUGCAACAUCAAGGAUCAUGGAAGUAUACAUUUGAAAUACCUGUUGAAGAUUAUUCUCUUCAUUAUUCCUGAUACUAUGUUUAUAGUAUAUAUUAUAUAAUAUAUUGUUUCUAUUGCCCAUUCUUAGAUAUAUGGAAAGACAUUCAGCAUUUGUUAUGAAGAUGUCUUUUGACAUUUUAUUUUCUAUUAUGUAUCAAUUUAAUCUUUUAAUCUUUUUUAAUUUUUCUCAUCUCAUUCUGAAUCAUCUUACUUGCUUUGCAGCUUACAUCAAAUCAACAUUUUGUUAAGAUCAGUAUUAAAGAUUUCCCCUCUAUUCUGUAUUCCCCCAGUGUUUUUAACUCGAUUUUAGAGUUCUUUCUAUUGUGAUGCAGAGUGGAAAGACUGAAGCACUUUGACUUGCUCUUGCCUCUGCUUGAUUUACUUAUCAUGCUCACUCUGGUCUCCCUGUCAUCAGUCUCUUCUCACUUCAGACAGAAUAAAGGCACCUUAACUCCACAGUAACCUCUUUUUUUUAUCAAAGUCACUGAGUUAUUUAAUCAUUCCCAGAUUCUUUGGCUCUAUCCUAGUUCUAAACUAAAGCAUGUAGCUCGGCCUACAUACCUACAUUUUAAAAAAAUUAGCCUGCUAAGUUUUAGAUAUACCGAAUUUUUUUUCCCCUUUGUCUGAGACAGGAUUUUUCUGUGUUUCUCUGGCUGUCUUAGAACUAACUCCCUAUGUAGACUAGACUGACCUAGAACUCAGAGAUCCACCUGCCUCUGCCUCUCAAUUGCUAGGACUAAAGGCAAGCACCACCAUGCCCAGGCUCAAGGAAAUCUGAAAAACUGUACAUAUUAGAUUUUUAGAGAAUUUGUCACCUGCAUAUUCUCUGAAUAUAUAGACACUCGUAACACCCAAACAGUAAUUCAGUUUUCAUGUAAUAAAGCUCUGUUCAAGAUGUAUUUGUGUCUACCUCCCGUCCUAAUUUGUCUCAGAAUCAUAGAUGAUACCUUUUAUUUAUUUCUUUUAAAGUUUUAUUUAUGCCAGGGUGACACACACCUUUAAUCAUAGCACUCUGGAGGUAGAGGCAGACAAUGAGUUUAAGGCUAGCUUGGUCUGUAUAGCUAGUCCCAGUCUAGCCUGUUAUAGUAUUUAGGCAUCUGUACUGACCUGCCUUUGGGGUCCAAACAGGUUACAUCCUCAGCUGUAGCCACUAUCUCUCUCUCUCUCUCUCUCUCUCUCUCUCUCUCUCUCUCUCUCGCUCUCUCGCUCUCUCGCUCUCUCGCUCUCUCUCGCUCUCUUUGUUUCUCUGCCUGUCUGUCUCCCCACCCCUCUCUCUGCCUCUCUCUUCUCUUCCGCUGCCCCUGUCCCCAGAAGCUGGUUUCCCCCUUCCUUUCCCCUCCUUUACCAUUCUCUUUCCCCUAGUGAAAAACCACCCUGCCAGGCAGUGGUGGUACACGCCUUUAAUCCCAGUACUCGGGAAGCAGAGGCAGGCAGAUCUCUGUGAGUUGAGGCCAGCCUGGGCUACAAGAGCUAGUUCCAGGACAGGCUCCAAAGCUACAGAGAAACCCAGUCUCAAAAAACAAAAAUAAAUAAAAAUAAUAAAAACA